AUGCAAUGCUAUACGGAGCUGACACCUCCUACAGCUGUCGAACACUCAUUGAGCCUUCCAUUCGUGUCUGCCGGCGCGCACAACCUCAUCGUCGCCAAAACUUCUUUACUCCAAGUCUUCACCACCAAGAUCACCUCAAUCGAACUCGGGAUCGAGGAAGGCGCCUCGAAGCAGAACGACAAAUGGGAUCCAUCGCUGGACAAUGAUGGCUUGGAUGCUUCAUUCAUUGGCGCAGACUCCCUGCUACGCCCGGAUAGAGCUCGGAGGACAAAGCUCGUACUUGUGGCCGAAUACACACUGUCUGGGACUAUCACAUCCUUGGCAAGGAUCAAGACACUCUCCUCGAAAUCUGGCGGCGAGGCGCUCCUGGUAGGCUUUCGCGAUGCGAAGCUCAGUCUGGUGGAAUGGGACCCCGCGAGGCCAGGAAUCUCAACCAUUUCGAUACAUUAUUAUGAACAAGAUGAACUCCAGCGAAGCCCAUGGGCGCCGAAUCUCAAGGAAUCCGUCAACUACUUAAUUGCUGAUCCUGGUAGCAGAUGUGCUGCGCUCAAGUUUGGAGGGAGAAAUUUAGGCAUCAUCCCCUUCAAGCAAGAUGAUGAAGAUGUUAAUAUGGAUGAUUGGGACGAAGAGAUAGACGGCCCUCGACCAGCCGACAAAGUGAUCACGAAAGCAACCAACAGCUCCAAUGAUAAGGAAACCCCCUAUGGGCCUUCAUUUGUUCUUCGCUUGGCCACUCUUGACCCCAAUCUCAUAAAUCCAAUCCACCUUGCCUUUCUUUACGAGUACCGAGAACCAACUUUUGGUAUUCUAUCAUCUUCGCAGAUGCCGGCUUCAUCUCUACUGUUCGAGAGGAGAGACCAUCUGACCUACAUGGUAUUCACACUGGAUCUCCAACAAAGAGCGUCGACGACUAUCAUGUCUGUAACGGGCUUACCUUAUGACCUGUUUGAAGUUGUGCCGCUUGAUGCACCUGUUGGCGGAGCCCUGCUGAUAGGAACCAACGAAUUGAUACACAUCGAUCAAGCGGGCAAAGCUAACGGGGUUGCAGUCAAUGUCUUCGCUAAACAAUGCACCUCUUUUGGUCUCGUUGACCAGUCAGGUCUAGACAUGCGCUUGGAAGGCUCCAAGAUUGAGCAGCUAUCUAUUCAAAGCGGAGAAAUGAUCAUCUUUUUGCAGACUGGAGAAAUUGCUAUCCUGAGUUUUCAUAUGGAUGGCAGGUCGGUAUCCAGUCUGAGCGUAAGGCGGGUAUCAGCGGAGGCAGGUGGCUCAGUCAUUCCCGCUCGCGUGUCGACUCUGAGUCAUAUUGGCCAGAAUACCCUCUUUGUGGGAAGCGCAUGUGCAGACUCGAUGGUUCUCGGUUGGAGCAGAAAAUCGAACCAAGUGUCCCGGCGAAAGCCUCGAGUGGAGGUCAUUGAGGAUGCCGAUGACGCUUCCCUUGACGAACUAGACGACGAGGACGAUGAUGCCGACGAUGACUUGUACGGUGAAGGCCCUUCGAUCAUACAAGAUGCCACAAACGGCGUAGCCAAAUCGGAUACCGUAAACAGCAAGGCCGGAGACUACGUGUUUCAAGUGCACGACUCCUUGGUCAAUAUUGCCCCUAUCGUGAAUAUCACUUUUGGGAAUGCAAGCUUGUCCCAAAAUGAAGACGAGAAGCUGGAUUCGGUAGGCGUCAGAGGUUAUCUAGAACUUGUUGCAUCCGUAGGCAAGCAGAGAGCGGGAGCUUUAGCAGUGAUCCAUCAGAACAUUCAACCCAAAGUUAUUGGUCGUUUUGAAUUUCCUGAGGCUCGUGGUAUUUGGACCAUGUCUGCAAAAAGACCCGCAGAGAAGGGCCUUGAGGCCAAAAAAGAAAAGUCCUCCACCAGUGGCGACUACGCUAUUGAUGCACAGUAUGACAGGUUGAUGAUUGUUUCCAAGGCACUUUCCGACGGUACAGAAACGUCCGAUGUAUAUGCAUUGACGUCUGCCAAUUUCGAGGCUCUGACAGGAACCGAGUUUGAGCCUGCUGCUGGAUCGACAAUUGAGGCCGGAACACUGGGAAACGGCAACCGUGUGAUACAGGUGCUCAAGUCUGAGGUUCGAAGUUACGACGGCAAUCUCGGCUUAGCCCAAAUAUUACCCAUGUACGAUGAUGACACGGGAGCCGAGCCAAAGAUUGUGAGCGCGAGCUUCGCGGACCCAUACCUGUUGCUGUUCAGAGAUGACUCGAGCAUCUUCGUCGCCCAAAGCGACGAGAACAAUGAAUUGGAGGAGAUUGAGCGGGAGGACGAUGCGCUCCUCGCUACUAAGUGGUUGACCGGUUGCUUGUAUGCCGACUCGAGAGGUGUUUUUGCCCCAGUUCAAUCUGAUAAGGGGCAGAAGGUGGAAGAGAAUGUGAUGAUGUUCUUGCUCAGUGCUGGAGGAGCUUUACACAUCUACGCUUUACCCGACCUCUCGAAUGCAGUCUAUGUUGCUGAAGGGCUCUGUUUUGUACCCCCGGUACUUUCAGCUGCGUAUGCUGCUAGGAGAUCGGCCGCUCGCGAGACGAUCACAGAGCUGGUCGUCGCAGACCUGGGCGACGAGACUGCAAGGUCGCCAUACCUCAUCUUACGCCCAUCCACUGAUGAUCUCACAAUUUACGAACCAUUUCAUACCAGCUCCGAGUCCUCCGGUGGCCUCGCAUCUACACUGCAAUUCCUGAAAAUACAUAACCCUCAUCUAGCACGAAACCCAGACGUCUCGGCCGCGGAAACUGCGGACGGCAUUCAAGAGACUAGAGACGAGCCAAUGCGAGUCAUCUCGAAUUUAGGCGGCUACUGUACAGUAUUUCUCCCCGGUGGCUCGCCGAGCUUUAUCAUGAAGAGCGCCAAGAGUACUCCCAAAGUCAUCAGUCUGCAAGGUCUCGGUGUGAGAGGCAUGAGCAGCUUCCACACAGAAGGUUGCGAUAGAGGCUUCAUCUAUACGGAUGUCGAUGGCCUAGCCCGAGUUUCACAACUCCCCAAGGAUACGACGUUCGCCGAACUGGGCGUCUCAUUACAGAAGAUCGAGCUUGGGCAGGAAAUCCACGGAGUGGCAUACCAUCCGCCGACGGAGUGCUACGUUGCUGCUACCAGUACCGAAGCCGAGUUUGAGCUGCCAAAAGAGGAUGACAACCACCACCCCCAAUGGGCCAAGGAGCAAAUAACCUUCAAGCCAACGAUGGAGCAAGGCCGCUUGAGACUGAUCAACCCAGUCAAUUGGACCGUCGUCGAUGAAGUUGAGCUGGAUCCCUUCGAAGUCAUCAUGUGUAUCAAAACUCUUAUCCUCGAGACCUCUGAAAUCACCAACGAGCGAAAGCAACUGAUCGCUGUCGGUACCGGUAUAUCUAAAGGCGAAGACUUGGCAAUCAAGGGUCGUAUCCACGUCUACGAUGUAAUCAACGUCGUACCAGAGCCCGACCGGCCAGAGACCAACAAGAGGCUGAAGCUGAUCGCCACAGAGGAUAUUGCGCGAGGAGCAAUUACCUGCAUCUCCGAAAUCGGUACCCAAGGAUUCAUGAUCGUCUCCCAGGGGCAAAAAUGUAUGGUCCGCGGUCUCAAAGAAGACGGCACGCUCCUCCCAGUCGCGUUCAUGGACAUGAACUGCUACAUAACCUCCAUCAAGGAGCUCAAGGGUACGGGCAUCUGCGUCUUCUCUGACGCCGUCAAAGGCGUGUGGGUUGCUGGCUAUACUGAGGAGCCGUACAAGAUGAUGCUGUUCGGAAAAUCAGCCAAGAAUAUGGAGAUCAUGCAGGCGGAUCUGUUGCCGGAUGGGAAGGAGCUGUACAUCGUGGCGGCGGACUCGGAUUGCAAUUUGCACAUCAUGCAGUUUGAUCCCGAGCACCCGAAGUCUCUGCAAGGCCACCUCCUCCUGCACCGCUCCACCUUCGCUCUCGGCGGCCACCUCCCCACGAGCAUGACCCUCCUCCCGCGCACCAAGAGCGCAACGCUCCUACCACCCUCCCCCGACGCCAUGGACACCGCAGCCGACGCCACGAUCCCCGAGCACGAAAUCCUGAUCACCUCUUCCACCGGCUGCAUCUCCCUCCUCACUCCGCUCUCCGAAGCCCAAUACCGUCGUCUCAGCACGCUGACUAGCCAUCUGAUCAACACGCUGUAUCACGCGUGCGGGCUCAACCCGAGGGCGUACCGCGUCGAUAAGGAUGCGCCGGAGGGCAUGGUCGGGAGUCGAACGGUCAUCGAUGGGAACAUCCUGAUGAGGUGGAUGGAGCUCGGGAGUCAGCGGCGGGCGGAGGUCGCGGGGCGGGUGGGGGUGGAUGUUCUGGAGGUUCGCGAGGAUCUGGCGAGUUUGAUGGGGGGAUUGGGGUACCUCUGA
Messenger RNA from Drepanopeziza brunnea f. sp. 'multigermtubi' MB_m1, 4332 nucleotides. RefSeq lists its product as uncharacterized. Gene Ontology annotation, cellular component: nucleus; mRNA cleavage and polyadenylation specificity factor complex. The record is from RefSeq and is a predicted model, not a curated record. Gene Ontology annotation, molecular function: nucleic acid binding; protein binding. Lineage: Eukaryota; Fungi; Ascomycota; Leotiomycetes; Helotiales; Drepanopezizaceae.